Folsomia candida is the source of this 1223-nucleotide messenger RNA. It is a transcript of the gene Vha26, whose product is annotated as V-type proton ATPase subunit E. The record is from RefSeq and is a predicted model, not a curated record. Bases 191 to 871 code for a protein of 226 amino acids. Gene Ontology annotation, cellular component: proton-transporting two-sector ATPase complex, catalytic domain. Gene Ontology annotation, biological process: proton transmembrane transport. Gene Ontology annotation, molecular function: proton-transporting ATPase activity, rotational mechanism. Lineage: Eukaryota; Metazoa; Arthropoda; Collembola; Entomobryomorpha; Isotomidae. The transcript has 7 exons.
CAAGCAAAAGAUGUGAUGUGAAUUUCACAUUGAAAUCUGCUGAGCGAGAGAACUACGCCCAGUUUUGCUAAACCUCAUCCCUGUCUAGUAAAUAAAUUAUUUCUGUGGAGCAGUAGUAAUUAGAAUCGUCAUUUAACAGGUGCUGUAUUUCUCUUGUGAUUGAAAAUAGUCUAAGAAGAAAUUAAUCAAAAUGGCUUUGAGCGAUGCAGAUGUUGCGAAACAGAUUAAACACAUGAUGGCUUUCAUUGAGCAGGAAGCCAAUGAAAAAGCCGAAGAGAUUGACGCAAAGGCCGAAGAAGAGUUCAACAUCGAAAAGGGUCGCUUGGUUCAACAACAGCGCAUCAAAAUUAUGGAGUACUAUGAAAGAAAAGAAAAACAAGUCGAACUUCAAAAGAAAAUUCAACAGUCUAACAUGUUGAAUGCAGCUCGACUCAAGGUGUUGAAAGCAAGGGAAGAUCACGUCGGAACAGUUUUAGACGAGGCUAAAAAGCGUCUGGGUGAGAUAACCAAGGAUCAAGCGACAUACACGAGGCUGAUGCAGGCUCUUAUUACUCAAGGACUUUUGCAGCUUUUGGAAAUCAAUGUCUUACUGCGUUGUCGUCAAGCGGACCUUGGGAUCGUUGAAUCAGUCAUGGCCGCAGCUGCAGCUGCAUACAAGGACAAAACUGGAAAGGAUGUUAAUUUAAAAGUUGACCAGGAGUCGUUCUUAAAUCCCAACGUGGGAGGUGGAAUUGACCUCCUAGCUCAAAGGGGAAAAAUUAAGAUUUCAAAUACCUUAGAUGCUCGAUUGGACAUGCUUGCUAAACAAAUGAUUCCAGAGAUUCGUACUAAUUUGUUUGGGCGCAAUAACAAUCGACGAUUCACGGACUAAGAUCGUCGUAAUGCAUUCAAAAAUAAUAAAGGAUCGUACAAGUCUUUUCCGUAGUCAGUUGCUGAAAUUUUGCAUUUCCAAUGCAGUUUUCAAAUAGUGCAAGUAAAAAUAGAAUAUUUUUCUGAAUACAAAAGAUCUGCAUACUACUACUAUAUAUAUCACAAUGAUAUCACAUUUCAUUUUAGAUGUUUUUUCUAGUCGGUAUUAAUUAUUUGUUUCUUUCUAUUAAUAAUUGGUGUUGGGGUAUUAAUUAAAUUGUUUACAUUAAGUAGUUACUUGUGAAAUGAUACGCGUGAACCAAAUUUUGUGAUAGUCAAUAAACAUUCCAAAUAUAUUGCUUAGGCGAAAAGUC